Molecule: messenger RNA, 2227 nt
Organism: Gymnodraco acuticeps
Lineage: Eukaryota; Metazoa; Chordata; Actinopteri; Perciformes; Bathydraconidae
Gene: tex264a
Product: testis expressed 264, ER-phagy receptor a
Exons: 4
Coding region: 241-1275 (344 amino acids)
Biological process (GO): protein-DNA covalent cross-linking repair; reticulophagy
Cellular component (GO): replication fork; endoplasmic reticulum membrane; autophagosome membrane
Source: RefSeq, a predicted model, not a curated record
UCAGUGUUUUGGGGAAAUACCAUAAACAAACAGUCUUUCUUGUCAACUUGAACGCAUUUACCCCUUUCGUUUUCGGUUAUUGUGUCCUAGAAACACACAUUUAACACAGUCUCUUUUGUAGCCACAGUUCUUGAGUUAUUGUUUGAAGCUACUGGACUCCAGUCUCGGUGUUUGUACCCGGGAGGAGAAGAUAUUCGUGCUAAUUGCCCGGCUGCAGCUGUACGGCUUUGAGAAGAGACGAUGUCUGAUUUCAUUCUGGUGGUCCUGUUAGUCGUGCUCCUGGUGUGUUUGAUUGGGACAAUUGGUGCCUUAAUCGUUUACUCCGGACUACUGUGUGAUGUGAUUAUAAAGACUGGGCCACCUCCUGUCAAAAAUGUUACUAUUGCUUAUAAGUUCAACGAGGGAUCAUACAAGGACUGCGGUGCAGCCUACACCGAGUGCUGCAGCAUUGGGCCGAAGCUGAGCACCGUGGGGGUCUUCUACGAUGACCCAAAACAGAGGCCAGCAGAGAAAUGUCGCUACGUGGUGGGCAGUGUCCUGUGUGAGGGUGAAGAGAAGCCGGAUGAAGAACUGCAGAAGUUGUACGAGAAGUAUGGCUUCAAGCUGUUCUCUCUGCCUGAAGUGAGCCAUGCUGUGACCACCAGCUUCCCCUGCUGCAGCCCUCUGUCUCACGUGGUGGGACCUUACAGGGUCUACCCCAGGCUCACUUCCUACAUCGAGGAGAGGAAGCUGUGUGCAUUCCCAACUAUAGAGAUCUGUGGCUCAGAUGUCAUCAACUACAUGGUCCCACUGUCCCGCCAGACAGACUUCUUUGUUCCAGAGAUGAAGGAGGAGGUUAAAGCAGAUGUUAAAGAAGAGGACUCUGAUGAAGACAGAGGAACUGACAUCACAGGUGCAGACUCCCACAGUGAUGUGAGUUCAGUCAGCAGCGGUGUGCCCUGGGACAGCAGAGAGACGUCGCUGGCUGCCUCCACAGCCGCCUCCCUGGUAUCUUCCCUGCCUCUGAGGGACGUAAUGGACGCCAAUGAUGACAUUAAGCACAGGGACGACAGCGAGAGAGGCUCGAACGAGUCUGUGGGCAGCGGCUCGUCCUUUGAAGAGCUUGACAUGGAUCAGGAGGAGCAGGAGGUGGGAGGAGAGAGGGAGGAGAAGGUAGAGGCGGGGGUCCCUGAGGGUGAAGAUGGAGCGAGAGAAGCAGUUGAACUGGUGGCUGAGAAGAAGGAGCCCUUGGGGGAUGGCGAGGAUGCUGAAGAGAUAAGAGAAGAUGCCGUGUAACGCUAGAGAGUUUCUCAGUUCUUGCUGGUUAUCUGUCAUGUAAUCUUGUUGGUGGAUCUAAAGCUGUUCAUGCCAUGACCAACAUGCCAUAUUUCUGCGCCUUUAAUUCUCUUUCUGAUGCCUGUACUUUUUGUUAUAUUAUAAUCUCUUCUUCUUCUCUUUUUAUCCUCGAUCCUAUAUAUGAACUAAAACAGAGAGCCCCAUUUGUUGAAGUCUUUUUAAGUAAACCCACAUGUCUCAAAUGAAAUGCAAAGUUCAUUUAACCCUGUCUUUCUUUCAGGCCAUAAUCCGGUGUGAAUCCCCUCUAUUCCCGAUCAGAUACAAAGUGAAAAUAGAGUUUAUUAUUAACAUAAAAGGAAGGAUGCUGAUGAACUGGAUCAUCAAACAGCAAAUGUUCCCCGUGUAUGACUGUUGAUAUUGUACCCCACUUUCAAGGUCUUGUCCUAAAGAGUUUUGUCGUAACUUGUUGGUGGGUUACCCACUUUUGGUGUUUUGAUAUACAGUAACUGUGGGGUGAAAAUGUGCAGAUUUCUGAUGGACCUAUGUCAGUGUGUUCUUUUUUUUCCUAAUAUGGAGAAUAUCUUUCACACAGGGGGAAAUUCUGAAGACCAAAGCAUACAAACUUUUAUCAACACCAAUAACAUCACCGAAGCCUCAAAGUCACCAAGCCUAGGAUUUUAAAAUGCAAUUUAGAGAUGCAAACUUUUCCCUUUGGAUACUGUACAGAACAUUUUAUUGUCACCCUAUGCUCAGAUAAUUGCUUUUAACAUAUUGUUCUCUUCUAUAGUCGGUCUGUUGAACCACUUUACAGUUCUGUUGUAGCCAAAAUGCACUCUCUUCCAGGGACUAGUUGUGAUUUGUUUGUAGGUUGUUGGUGCUGAGACAUUGGAAGUCAUGUAAUGCGAUGGUGAUGUCUUUCUGUCUGUAAUAAAUAAAUCAGAUACAAAAUUGA